CCAUCUGACCUCCCUGCAUUAAAAGUAUAACCAAACCCUAAAUUCCUCUCGCGUUCCUUCUUCUCUUCUCCUCCGCCGCCGAUCCCCUUUCUCCUCUUCUCCUCCUCCUCGUCCUCCGACCACCUCGCGCCACCUCCCCCUUCUCUUCCGAUCAAAGCUCCAUCCAGUGUCGCCCCUCCAACUCCAGAUCCAGCCGGUGAGCAGUGCGGCCGGCUUCCAAUUCCAAGCAGGCUUCUUUCUUUGAUUCGACCAGCUUCCUGCUCCGGUAUGUGUAGGCAGGCGAGUUGGUAUUCCCUUGCCAGUCAAGAGGCCAACAUCUAGACGUACAUCAGAUGGAACCACCGGAAGACGGAGACAUGACGGCGCGCCUGCCGGAGGACGUGCUCGCCGACGUGCUCCGCCGCGUGGCGUUGCAGCGCUCGCUCGCCGUGUCCCGCUGCGUGUGCAAAGCGUGGCGUGCCGUCAUCGACGGCGCGGGACUCGUGCGCGGGCAGCUCCCGUUCAGCGGCAUCUUCAUCUGCUUCAGGAGGCUAAGUCUGCCCGAGUUCUUCUCACGCCCCGCGUCCAGGGAUCUGGAUCAGCCAGCUAUCGGCGGCAAGCUCGACUUCCUGCCCAGGGCCGAUGGCCCAAGACUGGACUGCCACUACUACAUCGAGGAUCACUGCAAUGGACUCCUCUUGCUCCAAGGGAACCGCAUCGAUGAUCACUACGUGGUUAACCCUGCCACGCGAUGGCGGAACGCUCUGCCCUUAUGCCCGCCCAAUCAUACCAAGCCUGAGGGAAUCGUGUUAAAUCAUGAUUAUUAUCUGGCCUUUGAUCCCAAGGUGUCAUCUCACUAUCAGGUGUUUCAGAUCCCUUAUUUGCAUUGGGGAGAAGGUGCAAUUGACCCUUCAGAGGAGACAUCCGAAUGGCCUCCAUCUCCAUAUAUCUUGCAUGUAUUCUCUUCAAGGACAAGCUGUUGGGAGGAGAGGUUGUUUGUUCGGCAAGGGGAUGCAGCAGGAACCCUUGCAAAGGUGCGUGUGCACUCCGAGGGCCAACUCCACUCGGUCUGUUGGCGUGGAUCCCUUUACGUGCAUUGUCAAAGUGAUUUUAUUAUGAGAAUAUCUUUGUCUGAAGAUAAGUACAGUGUGAUUAAGCCACCAAUGGAUAUUGGAUGGAGCAGUUUUAUGGGAUUAUCUGAAAAAGGUGUGUACUGUGCAUCAUUUGUUGAGAAUACUCACAUUCUGGUUUACACCCUCACUGAAUCGUGUGAUCAAUUCGAGUGGAUGUUAAAGAACCACUAUGACCUUAAGCCUGUGCAAAUGUUUGAUGGCCAAGUUCAUGGACCCUGGACCUUACAAGACAUUAACUAUGGGAUUUUUGGUUCUCAUCUACCAAAUAUCAAAAAGGAAGAAGUAAUUCAAGAGAAAUUUGAAUGGAACUCCGAUGAUGAUGAUGAUUUCCAUGAGAACCUAGACAUUGUUGAAGUGCAACAUCGUCCAUAUUUUGAGAUUGAGGUACUUGGAUUUCACCCAUACAAAGAGAUUCUCUUUUUGAGUAGGUCAGAGGACUAUAAAUUGAAUGCAAUGGCGUUUGCCUAUCAUUUGAAUAGCUUCAAGGUUGAAAUUUUAGGUAGCAUAUACCCAACAGAUCACCGAUAUUUUGACUCCGGCAUUCCUAAUGAAUCUCAGGCGAUUGAUUGUUUUCCAUACACGCCAUGUUGGAACGAAGAGACCCCAGAAAGAGUCAAUUAAUAUGCAGUAGUUCGUCUCGAACAUAAUCGAUGUACUGUUUUUGUUUGGAUUUUUUUUGGCUGUGACUUGUGCAACAAAUUAUUCUUUAAUUAUUAUUGCUCCAUUUUGUUA
Hordeum vulgare subsp. vulgare (domesticated barley) is the source of this 1844-nucleotide messenger RNA. RefSeq lists its product as uncharacterized. The transcript has 2 exons. NCBI's taxonomy places the organism in Eukaryota, Viridiplantae, Streptophyta, Magnoliopsida, Poales, Poaceae. The record is from RefSeq and is a predicted model, not a curated record. Gene Ontology annotation, molecular function: protein binding. The coding region runs from base 333 to 1733 and encodes 466 amino acids.